UUUCGAACAUAGAUGUAACGCCAGUAAACGCACACGCAGUGCAUUAUGGGAACGAAAAUGGAAGGUGAGAGACAACAUAACGCAAACUUGACUCGUUUUGAGGAACUUUGAGCUUUAAUAGUUGCGCUGAGGAAAACAACACAAUGCAGAGGGUGAUUUUGUUUAGCAGUGCUUUCAGAGCGAUCCUGACAGGAUCCGGCGGACUUCACGCGCGCUAUUCUCGCUGCUCGAGACGUGAGAAUGUGUGCAGGACUCAGCUUAGAAAACACUCUCGAGAUCAACCUAGCGAUAAUACAGUACACUUUCGCUGUUUCAGCUUACCGCACAGGACUCUCAUCAGUGUGUCCGGACAAGACACGACCUCAUUUCUUCAAGGAAUAAUAACCAAUGACAUGGCUCUUCUGGAAGAGGAUGCAGUGUGUGUGAUGUAUGCUCACAUUCUCAGUGUUCAAGGCAGGACACUGUACGACAUCAUCCUUUACAGUUUAAAAGGGAACCCAGAUGGAUUUAAUGGUGUACUUCUGGAGUGUGACAGCACUGUACAGGACUCCAUUAUGCAGCUUCUGAAAGUUUACAAGAUACGUCGCAAAGUAAACUUCAGCUUGUGUCCCAGUCUCUCACUAUGGGCUCUGUUACCUCAAAAUAAAGCUGCAGUACUGGGGCAGUCAAAGCCGGAUGUUACUGCAGCAGAUAAAGUGUUAGUACUGGAGCAAGACCCAAGAACUGAACUCGUGGGCUGGAGAAUGAUCACUAGCUGUCAGAAUAACCCACAUGAGAUCAUCUCUGCUUGUCGAGAGGGCAACACUGAAGAAUACCACAGACAUCGCUAUGAAAUCGGUAUUAAACCACUUGUAUUAUUACUUAGAAUAAUCUUGACAAGCUGA
Messenger RNA from Sinocyclocheilus anshuiensis, 884 nucleotides. RefSeq names its product putative transferase CAF17 homolog, mitochondrial. NCBI's taxonomy places the organism in Eukaryota, Metazoa, Chordata, Actinopteri, Cypriniformes, Cyprinidae. Gene Ontology annotation, cellular component: mitochondrial matrix. The transcript has 2 exons. Bases 144 to 884 code for a protein of 246 amino acids. The record is from RefSeq and is a predicted model, not a curated record. Gene Ontology annotation, biological process: iron-sulfur cluster assembly. Gene Ontology annotation, molecular function: protein binding.